CACGCUUUUUAUAAGUUUGUCCUACAGUUCUGUACCUACUUAAUUCAUAAUUUUUAACCCCCGACACAAAAAUAGCUGUGUUAUAAGUUUGACCGCUAUGUGUUAAGCCCGUUACAGACGGAGCGAUCGAUAAUUAAAUAGAUAUUAAUAUACCGAAAUAUAUCUUAUAGCAUAGCUAAGCACCACACACGAUAACGAUACCAAAAUAUAUCGUAAUAUACCGAGCUAUAAUUCUAUAGCAAGGUAUCUUAACCCUCGUCGUAUGCUGUCAACAUUUGCUACAAUGAAUAACCUUGAUAUUGUAAAUUACAGGGGAAUUGUCUGUGACGUAUACGGGACAAGGCAUACGAAAGGCUAAGAUGCCUUGCUAUAAGAUAUCUUUUGGUAUAUUAUCGCUCCAUCUGUGAUAGGCUUUAGUCCAACUAAUAGAUACCAUUUUAUUCUGGCAAUCAAAUUAAUUUCAGAAAAAUAUACACCUGUAACUUACACCGGCAUAGUUUAAUGAUAUCAAUUUAAGCGGAAUUAUUAACAUUAUCAUACAGCCUUUUAUCGCCCACUGCAGCAUAGGAAUCUCCGAGUAUGCCACUUAUCCCGGUCCUGAGCAAAUCUCACCCAGAAGUUACCUAUUUUUAACAUAAUUAUGGCAAACUGCAAAGUAAUCAUGAUAGAUAGUGGGAUAGAAAAAAUAAUAAACGUGUACGGAGAAGGUGUCGACGGGCUCACGCCAAUUUUAACUUCACCGAUCAACUCUGUAGACUCUUCACCAAGUUCAACAUUUUCAAGGUCGGAAGAAUUAAACACCAAAUGCCAGGACUUAAUUUCUCUGCUCGAUAGUACACAAGAGGGCAAACUGCUUCUUACACAGCAUCCAAACCCUUUGGGAGAUCAACUACGAAGAAGUUUAACCAGGGAGAUUGCGACAGAAAUAGUGAAACUUGAUCCGAAGGCACCAAUAACAAGUAACAUAUACUUGCAUUGGAUUCGCGAAAUUAAACGAGUAUUCCCGGCAGAAAAUACAUCUAUUUAUUACACUAAAGGACCUCAAGUGUUUGGGCGAGCCCAUGGUCGGCUGUUUGACGCAGUGACUAAUCUGAAGGCUAAGUAUCGCCGAAAUAAAAUAUACCAGCCAAGGGCGCGUCGUUCUAUAGAAAAAACGUUUACUCCAACAACAGCAUCAGUGGAGCACGCUACAACUAACAAAAGGACAGCACCGGUUAGAGAGGGCCCCGAGACCACCUCUGACAGUCAAGCGGACCUAGAUUCAGAGAACACCGAAAUAGAAGAAUGCUUCGAGUGGCUCCGUUCGACUGCAGACAAUUAUACACUUUGUAAUGAAAAGUGGGCUCCCAUUAAGUCAAAAUUUUGCAUGAAAAAUUCGGUUGGCUCCCUUUCCUAAAUCAAUCAGUGAGUCAAAAGGAACAACUCUGCAAAAGGAAAUUCCAUCAUCAUCAUUUGCCGUAAAUCACACUUUAUUGUCGUGAGCGCCACGGACUAGUAGUCGAAGGCCAGGAAUUAUUACUGCAUGGCAAAGUACCCUUGCUAGCAGGCGUAAUGGUGAUUGCAAUGGAUUUAGUUGUAGGUAUCAUUAUUAAAAAAUGAUUAUUUUGUAACACUCGUGUUUAUUUGGAUUGGAUUUAUGUAGGUACUUACAUGGAUUUAGUUCUAUCAAAGUAUCGAUGAAUAAUGUUUACUUUGUAACAUCCUUGUUUAUUGUAUGUAAUUUGAUGUGAGUUCCAUCAAUAAAUAUGAUUUUU
This is a messenger RNA of Leguminivora glycinivorella, 1754 nucleotides long. RefSeq lists its product as uncharacterized. The record is from RefSeq and is a predicted model, not a curated record. NCBI's taxonomy places the organism in Eukaryota, Metazoa, Arthropoda, Insecta, Lepidoptera, Tortricidae. The transcript has 4 exons. The coding region runs from base 641 to 1396 and encodes 251 amino acids.